UGAACGCCUUGGGCUUUUUCCUGCCGAACCUUCCCCAUCUACGGAUCAUCGCCUCUGCAACCCCUCCUUCAGCCUGGAAUCUUCUCUCCUCUGCUACUUUGACUGAUUUGUCAAGGACGCAACCGCCAGUUACCAUGACUGAGGUAUCCUCCACCAGGUUGUACCUGGGAAACCUUCCUCGUAAUGCCACGAAGGCCGACGUCGAGGCCCAUUUUGCGACCCAUGGUACUGGUGAAAUCACCGAAAUCAAGCUUAUGAAUGGAUUCGGCUUCAUUGAGUACAAGGAUGCAAUGGAUGCUCGUGAUGUUGUGCCUGAUGGAUCCGACUUCAUGGGCGAACGCCUGACCGUACAAUUUGCCCGUGGAACCCGGCAUCGGGAAGGCGGCAGUGCCCCCGGCUUCAACAACGAGCGCGCUCCCCCGAGACCUCGGCGCACUCCCCACCGUAUGCAGAUUACGGGGCUUCCCACCGAUACCAGUUGGCAGGACCUGAAAGACUUCGCCCGCCAAUCAAGCCUUGACGUUGUCUACUCCGAGACUGGUCGCGAUGGCAAUGGACGAGGCUUCGUUGAGUUCGAGACCGCGGCAGAUUUGAGGACUGCCGUUGAGAAGCUCGAUGGUCGAGAAUUCAAGGGAAGUCGCGUCACUUGUGUCGCCGACACCCAGCCCGACAUGCCGCCUCGUGACUUGCGUGGCGCACGUUCCCGUUCCCCUGGCGGCGGCCGUCGACCCUACCCACCUCCGGUCGAUGACUAUGACCGACGUGGUCCCCCGCGUGGCUAUAGCCCGCGCAGAGACGGUUACCGCGAUGGCUACCGUGAGCGAAGUCCCCGCCGCGAGUAUUACGAUGAACGCGCUCGGUAUCGCUCGCCUCCCCGUCGUCCCAUCGACGAUUAUCCCCCUCCGCGAGGUCGUUACGACGAUCCGUACCGCCGGGAUUACCCCCCACCGCCUGACCCGUACGUUAAUGGUAGGCCUUACGACCGCCCUCCAAGGGAUUUCCCUCCCCGGGAUGCGGGUUACCCGCGUGAUGGGUACCCUCGCGAGUAUGAACGUGGUGGCCGUUACUGAUCCUGGAGGCACCUUAAACCCAACAGUCUGGGCCCAGAAAACAGCCCUUUCACCAGCAACAAGCGGGGUGUAAUAUGAGAAGGGGAUGAGUCUGGUGAGCACGGCCAGGUUGUUUUUUUCUUCUUCUUUUUUUCCCUGGUUUUAUUGUGGCAUCCUUGCGGAUGCUGAAUGCCGGGUCACGGACAUGCGGAAGGAUUUCGAUGUCUUUCUGGCGCCAGGUGGAAUACGGCUAUAGGC
Colletotrichum navitas is the source of this 1307-nucleotide messenger RNA. RefSeq lists its product as uncharacterized. Gene Ontology annotation, cellular component: nucleus; cytoplasm. Gene Ontology annotation, molecular function: mRNA binding. Lineage: Eukaryota; Fungi; Ascomycota; Sordariomycetes; Glomerellales; Glomerellaceae. The record is from RefSeq and is a predicted model, not a curated record. Bases 135 to 1070 code for a protein of 311 amino acids. The transcript has 7 exons.